AUGGGGAAGAAGGCAGUUCUGAUCGGAUGCAAUUACCCAGGAACCAAGGCGGAACUGAAGGGAUGUGUGAACGAUGUCCGUAGGAUGAACCGUUGUCUCGUAGAUCGCUACGAUUUCUCCCCCGACGAUAUCACCGUCUUGAUCGACACGGACGACUCCUUCACCCAACCUACCGGGAAAAACAUCCGAUCCGCUAUUACCAAUCUUGUAAGCUCCGCCUCACCGCGGGAUUUUCUCUUCCUCCAUUACAGCGGCCACGGCACCAGGCUACCCGCCGAGACUGGAGAGGAAGACGAUACUGGCUAUGACGAGUGUAUCGUCCCCUGCGACAUGAAUCUCAUCACCGAUGAUGAUUUCAGGGAAUUUGUAGAUAAGGUACCUGAAGGCUGCCGCAUAACAAUUGUAUCAGAUUCGUGUCACAGCGGUGGCCUUAUUGACGAGGCCAAGGAACAAAUCGGAGACAGCACAAACCGUCCAGAAGAGAAGGAGAACGAAUCAGAGUCUUCUGGUUUUGGAUUCAAAAGCUUCCUGCACCAGACUGUAGAAGGUGCAUUAGAAUCCCGUGGAAUCCACAUUCCUUCUGGUCUGCGCCACAACCGUCAUGGUCAAGGUGGUGGUCGGGGUGAGGAAGAAGAGCUUGAUGUUGCUGAUAAGGAGGUGGAAACUGAGUUUGGUGAGCGAGCCUUUCUGAAAAGCAGAUCCCUGCCUCUGUCAACACUCAUAGAAAUACUCAAGCAAAAGACGGGCAAAGAUGACAUUGAUGUAGGGAAGCUGAGGCCAACUCUUUUUGACGUGUUUGGAGAAGAUGCAAGUCCCAAGGUGAAGAAAUUCAUGAACGUCAUUUUGAACAAAUUGAAACACGGGGAAGGGGAGAGUGGUGGAGGGUUCUUGGGUAUGGUGGGUGGCCUUGCUCAGGAGUUUCUGAAGCAAAAACUUGAACAGGACGAUGGGUAUGCAAAACCUGCUCUUGAGACUGAGGUGGGGAGCAAGCAGGAGGUCUAUGCUGGGCCUGCGAAGCGGUCACUGCCAGGGGGUGGGAUCCUCAUAAGUGGCUGCCAGAGCGACCAAACUUCUGCGGAUGCAACUCCUGCAGGGAGAUCGGAUCAAGCUUAUGGAGCCCUUAGCAACGCGAUCCAGGCUAUCCUAGCUGAAGCAGAUAACCACCAAGUUACUAAUGAAGAUGUUGUUUUAAAGGCUAGGAAUUUGCUGAAGAAACAGGGUUUUACCCAGCAACCCGGACUAUACUGCAGUGAUGAUCUCAUCCGUGCUCCAUUUAUCUGCUGA
This is a messenger RNA of Linum trigynum, 1284 nucleotides long. The record is from the annotation of a GenBank genome assembly. Lineage: Eukaryota; Viridiplantae; Streptophyta; Magnoliopsida; Malpighiales; Linaceae.